Molecule: messenger RNA, 1298 nt
Organism: Varanus komodoensis (Komodo dragon)
Lineage: Eukaryota; Metazoa; Chordata; Lepidosauria; Squamata; Varanidae
Product: uromodulin-like
Exons: 9
Coding region: 1-1248 (415 amino acids)
Biological process (GO): neutrophil migration
Cellular component (GO): apical plasma membrane; cell surface
Source: RefSeq, a predicted model, not a curated record
AUGUGCAAACUUGGAGGUUGCAAACCAGUUAUGGUACUCCCUGUGUUUGGUUGGCUCCUGGUUCCAGUUGUCUUACUGUCAGCAGCUGAGAGCCAGAAAAGUCACCCGGUGGAACUGCGCUCCCCUCGUCCUCAGAGGAACCUGGGGCCUUGCUUCCCGAGCCCGUGCUUCCACCAUGGGGAGUGCAACGAAGCUGAUGGCCUCCCAGUCUGCACCUGCAAGCCAGGCUUCACUGGCCCCUUCUGCAAAGAAAUGGUGGUGAAGCUGCAGUGUGAAGAAGAGUACAUGAACAUGAUGGUGAGAAAGGAAGUCUUUGACGCGCUGAAGAUCCCUUUGGCCUCGGUCCACCUGAAGAGCAGGGCCUGCAAAGUCUCCGAGCAACAAGCAGAUGGAGCAAGCUUCUGGGGAGCGAAGCUGACCGGCGAGAACCAUACUGCGUGUGGGUCUGUGAUUAAGGUCAACAGCUCCCACGUGUCCUACGCCAACGCGAUAGAGUCGGACAGAGAGCACCAGGGCGUGAUCACCAGAAGCGUCCUCCUUCGGGUCCACUUCUCCUGCAUCUACGCCUACAAGCAGGUGGUCGGUCUGCUCCACCCAGUCAAGGCUGUGGACACGAUUGUGCAGUUCGCGGUCAAGGAAGGGGACUUCUCCGUCACCAUGGUGUUGUAUGAGAGUGCCAGCUACGAGCAGCCCUUCCUGCAGCAGCCGGUGGCACUGUUCAUGACCGAUACCCUCUACGUCCUGCUGCAGUUGGAGGGGCAGGAGCAGGCAAAAUACUUCUUCCUGAGCGUGGAAGACUGCUGGGGGACCCCGACGGCCGACCCGAACCACAGCAUAAAGCACCCGCUGAUCCUGAAAGGGUGUCCCCACGACAAGACGCUGGCAUUCCUCAGUGACAUUGGAACCAGCACCGAGGCCAAGUUUAGCUUCCAGAUGUUCCAAUUCGAAAACUUCACGGAGGUUUUCUUGCACUGCCAGGUGCGCUUGUGCAUCCCGGACACCCUGGAGCCCUGCGCCAAGCAAUGUCCAAGCAAGCAGAGAAACAAGAGGGCAAUGGCUGAUGACUACAGGAAGAUCGUCUCCUACGGGCCCAUCCAGUUUCUGGUCCCAUCGCCUCUGGAAACACAGAACGCCAAACAGACAGAGUCCCCCUGGAGACUGCAGAUCUGGAUUCCUGGUGCAGUGGUCUCCGCAGCCGUUGCUGCCGCCAUUGUCCUGGUUGCCGUUGCAAAAGCCUUGAAGAAAUGAGUGUCGUGUACAUGGCAGUGUCCUGAAUAAACCUCACGAGUGCUAACAAA